CAUGGGAUGAACCUGAAGUUCUGCAUAAUGCCAAGAGAGUGAGUCCUUGGCAAGUUGAGGUUCUUUCACCAACAGCACCUAUCCACACUGCAUUACCCCCCACAAAGAAAUUCAGAACCCCUCAGAGCUCUGGUCAGCUAACUGAUGGAGAGGGUGAUCUUUUCUUUCCUUUCUCAGGAUAUACUAAUUCAACAAUGGGACACAUAAGCCAAACAUUGUUGAAUUAUAACACUUUUCCUGCUAGCAUGCAGGGAGCCAGGCAAAAUCUAUUCAGCAAAUCCAGUUUAUCCAACUUCAUAAGUGAAAACAAUAUGUGCAUUGAUAAUUCCUUUGGCAACAACACGGUGCCAAAGUUGAAAAGUGUGUCUACUGAGCUGAAUAUUGGAAGUUCACAGUCUGAAAACUUAUCACCUGAUAGCCAGAGUAGUAUGCACUCCCCCUUUGGAACUGAAUUCGUUGGAACCCAAUACUGCAGCUCACCAAAAGUUGGUACUGGGUCCUUUCAGUUGUUUGGUAAGAUUAUUCAUACGAAUCAACCUGUUGAAAGUGGGUUCGAUGACAUUGGUUGUGCAGAAGAUGAUGGCAGUAAGGGGUACAAUGAAACUGAUGAUGUAAACAACCCACUAGAUCAUUCUUUGAAUUACACAAACUGCUUGACAGGCUUGAUGUUCAAUGCCAGAGAGCCUCAGCUGUCGGGGAAUGUAAUUUGUGAACUAGUGGUUGCAUCUAUGUCAUGCAGAUAAAUAGCUGUA
This is a messenger RNA of Quercus lobata, 752 nucleotides long. RefSeq names its product auxin response factor 17-like. Lineage: Eukaryota; Viridiplantae; Streptophyta; Magnoliopsida; Fagales; Fagaceae. The record is from RefSeq and is a predicted model, not a curated record. The transcript has a single exon. The coding region runs from base 195 to 743 and encodes 182 amino acids.